Geodia barretti is the source of this 417-nucleotide messenger RNA. The record is from the annotation of a GenBank genome assembly. NCBI's taxonomy places the organism in Eukaryota, Metazoa, Porifera, Demospongiae, Tetractinellida, Geodiidae.
AUGGACCACUAUCGCAAUCCCCGGCACCGUCAACCUCUGGAUAUGGCCGACCUGGCCGCUCACGAGUUCAAUCCCUUUUGCGGGGAUGAGGUUACCCUCAAGGCCCAGUUGGAUGGCUCAGGACGGGUUGCCCGGGUGUCUUCCGAGUCCCAGGGUUGCUCCAUUAUUCAAGCCUCGGCAUCGAUGAUGGCAGAAGAGAUGGAGGGGAAGUCGGCGGAGGAAUUGGAAGAACUGGCUCGCCUGUUCCGGGAGUUGAUGCAGGGGAGGGACCUGACCGCAGAGGGCUUGGGAGUAUUGAACGAUCUGGUUGCCCUCCAGGUGGUCCGCCAAUACCCCGUCCGCAUUAAAUGCGCGUUGCUGCCCUGGACAGCCCUGGAAGAAGGGCUGGACGAACUGCGGAAAUCCCAAUCCGAAUAG